AUGGAUACAGACACAUCUCCUGAACAGAUCGGGAAAGAUUACUAUGAUGCUCUUUCGAGCCUCACGAUGAACUCAAGGCCAAUUAUAGAGAGUCUAACGACGCUGGCACAGGAGAAUACGGAAGCUGCAUCGGAGAUCACGAAAGCUGUGGAAAAAAGAAUCAAUAAAGCCAUCCCAACUCAGAAACUCUAUGCAUUCUACUUACUAGACUCCAUCUGCAAGAACGUCGGAGUUCCGUACCCAUCACUUUUUGGAUCGAACAUAUUCAAACUCUUCACGCAGGCGUAUUCUUUGGUUGACGAUCCAACGAGGGUGAAGCUAAUACGCUUGUUUAAGACGUGGAAGAUACCGAAUGCAGUAACUGGUCUUGCUCUUUUCGAUGAGGAUCAGAUAGAGCUCGUCGACAAGUUCCUUAUCAAAGCAACGGCAUGCAAUAGACCUCCCGAGGAGCAAAGACAGAUUGAUAUUUCGAGCGGAAAGGCCACAAAGACUAGCCUUCUACGUGAAAUAGAUGAUCUUACCAAUCUAGUCAAUUCCCGACUGCUACAGAUGCCCAACGAUGCAAAGGGCAAGGAGAGAUACCAGCUAUUAAAGCAGUUGAGGCGGAUAAUCGGGAACCCGUCGCCGAUUCCACAGAAGCAGCUUGAUUUUACGAAAAAACAGCUACAGUCAAUUCGCGAGGACGAGGUGAUGCGGAUGGAUGCAUUUAGGAAAAAGCAGCAACUAAGACAACAGCAGCAACAACGGGAGCAGGCACGUCAGCAACAGCAGCAACAACAACAACAGCAGUUGCCACAAUUCAGCACAGACCAGCUUCAAGGGCUUCUGAACUUGCGAACGAGGCCAGAUAACAGACAGAUGGCGCAUCCAGAACAUCAGCAAGGCAUGCAAAGCCAGGGCCAGUUCAACAAUGCGAAUGCACAGGCACUAUUCAGCAUGAUGAACACGCUUUUGAGCCAAAGCCAGGGCCAACCAGUGCAGUCACGCCAUGUUCCAGCACCAAAUAGUGUGCAUUCAGGUAACAAUGCCGGAAACCAGGCGUCAGCCUUGGGGUUGAAGAACCUCGAGUUUCUCAAAGACAUCCUGCGGAAGUCAAAAGGCCAGAAAGUCGAAGAUUCCGGGAAGCGCGCGGCUGGAAAUGCACACGGGUCGAACCCCGGCGGUGGCAAUAUGAAUGUGUCGCAGAACGAGCCGAAAGCGGUGAUAUUGGCACGGUUUGAGUUGAAGCAGAACUUCAUCAGCAAACAUAAGCCAACGGCCUCGGAGGUUGCAUUAAUAUAUUCUGCCAAGAGCAACCAGUGCUCGAAUUGCUCGAAGAGGUUCGCAACUGAUAGCGAGGGAGCCAAGGAGAAGGCACUACAUCUAGACUGGCAUUUCAGAACGAACAAAAAGCUCAAGACACUCUCGAAGCAGAUUCACAACCGGACGUGGUUCUUGCCCGAAAAGGAGUGGGAAGAGUUCCAGGAGGAUGAGAUUGUGGGCGCGGUGGAUGAUAACUACGAGCUUGGGGUGCAGAUGAACAACCGCGUGAAUGAAAAGAAGACUUUAACGGAGGAAGAGAUGAACAAGCAUGUGGUGAUGAUCCCGGACGACUCGGACAAUGAGGUGUUGUGUGGGAUAUGCCGGGAUAAGAUCGUGGGGGUGUUUGAUGAUGAUAGUGGCGAGUGGGUGUGGAGGAAUGCUGUGAAGCAGAGGGGACGGAUAUACCACUACAGCUGCUGGAUUGAGACUAAGGGACAGGGGGAGCGUGACCGGUCGCCCGAGAGAAGAUGA
Molecule: messenger RNA, 1773 nt
Organism: Brettanomyces bruxellensis
Lineage: Eukaryota; Fungi; Ascomycota; Pichiomycetes; Pichiales; Pichiaceae
Exons: 1
Coding region: 1-1773 (590 amino acids)
Biological process (GO): termination of RNA polymerase II transcription
Cellular component (GO): cytoplasm; mRNA cleavage factor complex
Molecular function (GO): mRNA binding; RNA polymerase II complex binding
Source: RefSeq, a predicted model, not a curated record